Molecule: messenger RNA, 3472 nt
Organism: Thalassophryne amazonica
Lineage: Eukaryota; Metazoa; Chordata; Actinopteri; Batrachoidiformes; Batrachoididae
Gene: ttc39a
Product: tetratricopeptide repeat domain 39A
Exons: 21
Coding region: 137-1987 (616 amino acids)
Molecular function (GO): protein binding
Source: RefSeq, a predicted model, not a curated record
CGGACUGUGAGGAGCGGUAACACACCUUUCUGCGUCAUGCAGGAGGAACACGCCUUCAUUUGUGUCGGUGUGGCGUCGGUGCGAGCUGCUGCUGUCCGUCCAUGUCUGCUGAGUGAGCGGAGCCCAGCGCGGUGGAAUGAAUUUUAUCAAGUGGACACGGAACAUGAAGAAAACCGACUGCAAAAAAGAUGCCAUGCAGGUGCAAGACGUCCCUGACAGCCCAGACUCCCCAAGCCGGUUGUCAGUCAUAAACAGUCCAGACUUGGAUCCUACUAUCAUGGACUUCAACUCACAGUUACUUACCAACAAUGAUGUUCUGGAAUCAACCAAUCCAUGUAAUGGGUGCUCACAGUCAGACCUGUCAAAGUCUCUGGAGGACUGCAUGGCUGCCCUGGAUCUCUUCCUGCGAAACGACUUUGAGGAGGCGCAGGCUCAACUCAGAUCACGGAUCAAAGACAGCAUGUACCACUCACUGACUUAUGCCACCAUUCUUGAGAUGCAAGCCAUGAUGACCUUUGACCCCCAGCACAUCUUGACUGCAGGAAACACCAUGAAGGAGGCUCAGGCAAUCUGUCAGCGGCAACGCAAGAAAUUUUCCAGUAAAAGCUUCACAGAAGAGGAGCUCCAUGCAGAAGUUUGCUAUGCAGAGUGUCUCCUGCAGAGGGCAGCACUCACCUUCCUUCAGGAUGAAAACAUGAUCAGUUUCAUCAAAGGGGGCAUCAAAGUCAGAAACAGUUACCAGACAUACAAAGAGCUUCACACAGUCCUCCAGUCCACAGGGUACACACAUGGUGACAACCACGGCCACUUUGAGGGGGGUGUUAAACUGGGAGUCGGAGCCUUCAAUCUGAUGAUUUCGAUGUUACCCACGCGGACGCUGAGGUUGCUGGAGUUCGUUGGCUUCUCUGGUAAUAAGGAGUUUGGUCUCCAGCAGCUUCAGGAGGGUUCUGCAGAAAGCACAUUCAGGUCGUUCCUUUGUAACAUGCUGCUGCUGUGCUACCACACGUUCAUGAGUUUUAUCCUGGGCACUGGAGAAGGAGAUGUUAACGAUGCAGAGACCCUGCUACAGCCAUAUCUGAAAAAGUAUCCUAAGGGAUCCAUUUUCUUGUUCUUCGCUGGUCGAAUAGAAGAAAUCAAAGGCCACCUGGAUGCUGCUAUAAACCGUUUCCAGGAGUGCUGCGAAGCACAGCAACAAUGGAAACAGUUUCACCACAUGUGCUACUGGGAACUGAUGUGGUGCUUCACCUACAAGCGGAACUGGAAGAUGGCCUACUUCUACGCUGACCUCCUCAGCAAGGAGAACUCCUGGUCCAAGGCUACUUAUGCUUACAUGAAAGCAGCCUACCUCAGCAUGCUGACUAAGGAUGACUGCCUAACCUUCAGUGAAAAUGAGCUCAUGUUGUUCAGGCAAGUCCCAGGGCUGAAACAGAAAAUUGCAGGCAAGUCUUUACCUACAGAGAAGUUUGCUAUCAGGAAGGCUCGUCGAUACCUCCCAGAAAAUCCUGUUCCUCUUCCAGCUCCUCCUCUGGAGAUGAUGUAUAUCUGGAAUGGCUACACUGUCAUUGGCAAACAAAAAGACCUGACUGAGGGGAUGCUGGAAACACUGGAUGAGGCUCAGGCUAAACUCGAGAAGAGCCAAAGAAGUGAGUUCUUUAUAGAUGACCAGUGUUUGAUAAGUCUUCUGAAAGGUCUUUGUCUCAAACAUCUGGGACGUCACGAGGAGGCCGAACACUACUUCACCCUCAUCCUCUGCAACGAGGCCCAGAUAAAGUAUGACCAUUACCUGGUCCCUAAUGCUAUGCUGGAGCACGGCCUUCUUUGUCUGGAGAACGGCAGAGGAGAUGAAGCCAUCAAACUCUUAGAGGCAGCAAAGAAUAAUUACAAAAACUACUCCAUGGAAUCACGGACACACUUCCGCAUACAAGCUGCUCUGCAGAAGGCCAGAGGCACCAGUGAGAAUGGCAUCCUUGUGCCCUCUAGCCCAUAAUGGCCAGGAGAGGGCACACUAGAGCAGAGACAGCUUCCAGUUUUCAGAGCCCCAUGAUGCACCACUCAGCCUAGCACAGCCCCGCCCAGUGAGAUGAGCAGUUUUUUUGUCAUGGAGCAUAGGCGAACUGGGACCCUUUUUUUUAUUGUGUUCUGCCCAAAUGGGCAGCUGGACCUUUGAGUGAACCUGCCUGCUCAAGACUGGGCAAAUCUUCCUGCAGGCAUUUGUCCACUACCUUGUGCAGCUUGAAAAAACGACAAGUUUAGAAAUGUGCCGAUAUUUGUCAACAUUGAUUAUUUGAGGCUUGUUGCCAGUCAUAAGGUGUGCAGUACACUACAAAACAAGUUAACUGUAGCGUUGUUGUAGGCAACCAUUUGCCAAAUGAUGUUUCAGUUGCCCCGGAAGUGGUACUUUGGGACUGAGAAUGACAUCACACCUGUUAAAUAUGUUCCAGUUUGCACACAACACCUCAACUAGGAUGCAUCCAAGAAACUUUUAGUUGUGCUUGGUCUUUCAGAGUAUAGAGAGCUACAAAACAAGUGCACAGUCCAUCAAAGAGACCCCAUGGAAGAGGUCAAAUGGUGCAGCAGCUAUGUUGGUGUUUUUCUGCUUGGAUUGGAGCACAGUGUAGCCAGUCAUUGUUUGCAACAUCUAACAGAGUGGCCAAUAUUAGCGCCACCUGUGAAUAAAUAGUGUGCGUGCGUGAAUGUGUUUGUUUGUCUGUAUGUGGCCCUGCGACAGACUGGUAUCCUGCCCAGGGUGUACCCCACCUCAUGCCCUAAUACUACUGGGAUAGGCUCCAGACCCUGGUGACCCUUAAUUGGACUAAGCGGUUAAAGGUGAGUGAUGAGUGUGUUAAUAAAUAACACAUUACAUGGUAUUUCAUGCAUAAAAACACUGUAGCAACAUGUCCGCAGACAGAUGUAGGACAGUACUGUGAGUAGUACUUAUUAAUUGGACACAAAAAGGUAGAUGUGCUUAAAAUAAAUAAAUGUGCUUAAAAACUACAGCUUUCAAUUAAUGUUGAUGCUCAGCUUAGCCAUCUUGGAUUGUGAACUUGGGGUAUGUGGUGUUUGAAUGAGUUGCUCUUGCGCUUAUCAGGUGGCAUAACUGGGGAAUUAUAACCUCCGAGUGCAACUGGAAUGCACCAGUAGUGUGUGCAGGUCUGUAACCGAGUACCUCAGCAACAGAUUUUACUGAUUAAUACCUUUUAAGUUGGGUGGAGGAACUCGGCAAAAUCACCUGAGGAGGAGAUGGGUUAGCAUGGAAACCUGCACCUGCUUGGUUGCCUACUGUUGCAUUAAGAUAGAAAUUGCCUCCAAAUUAUUCUGAGAGAUCAAAGUGCUAAUGCAAGGUUGUUGGGUCAGACCUGAAGACACGAAAGUACCAAACAAUUCCCUACAAGUGAAGAACACUAACUGCAGUAACCUCUGGCUAGAUUGUUACAAAACUCUUACAUCUUUUCAAUUCAAUAUAUAAAUUAUA